CUCAUGACCAAGUACCUCAGACACCAGCUCAUCAACCACAAUUACAAUACCACAAAUAAACCCAUAGCCAGCCAGGCGAAAAACCAAAACGCACGCGAUCAAUCUGCUCCACAACCGCAAUUGAUAAGUUAACGCAGGGCCCCCCUCCCUGUCAUCAGCUCAACUUCAACCUCCCCAGCACAUUCCCAUCAGAACAGAAUCAUGGACCUGCCCUUCCGCCCCAAACCCCCAGGCCCAGUCCCAGUGACAGAUUGGGAUCCCACUCAAUUCUUCCGCGAAGAAUCAUCAUCAUCAUCAUCAUCCUCAUCAUCAUCCACUCGACCUUCCCCGUAUGCUCUGCUGGUCCUCAACCAUCCAAUCAACGAAAAAGCCUAUGAUGUGCUACAGCGACAUGCAAGCAUCAUCGUCUGCGCCGACGGCGGCGCAAACCGCUUUUACGAGAUGAUGAAAGCCCGCGGGAGUGAGUUCACAGAGUUCCCAACCGUCAUAAUCGGCGACCUCGACUCCAUCCACCCCGACAUCCGCACCCAUUACGAAUCCAUAGGGGUUCCCGUUAUACAGCAUAUUGACGAUUACAGCACCGACUUUCAUAAAAGUUUGCAGUAUAUUCGGAAGCAUACGAAGACGAUUUUAGCUGCUGAUGCCAAUACUACUCCUCCUACUACUACUAGCACAGGGCAAGCAGCACCAGCGACAGCACCAGCGACAGCACCAGCACCAGCACCAGCACCAGCAAUAGUAGCAACCACCACUAAUACAGAAGCUAAAACCCCACCCCACCUCGAAAUCCUCGUCCUCGGCGGCCUAGGCGGCCGAGUUGACCAAGCCUUCUCCCAAAUCCACCAUCUCUUUUACAUGACGCAGGAGCUCCGAGCUACUUCUCCGGCUUCUGAGCAGUCCCAUCAGCAAGAAACCCAAGCAGGGAAAGCGGGGGGAGGGAACCUUUACCUCAUCUCGGAAGAGAGCAUCACGUUCGUCCUGCAGCCGGGCCGGAAUAUCGUGCGUACCCCGGGGGUGAAUCGGCCAGAUGCUAUGGAACCGAAGGUGGGGAACGGGGGCAGUAGCCUAAUUGGUACCACUACUUCUUCCGCAGCAGCAGCAGCAGCAGGAACAGGAGCAACGCGCCACCUUCUUGAGGAAAAUGUUGGGAUUAUUCCCCUGCUAGGCCCCGCGAGGAUCACUACCACGGGGUUUCAGUGGGAUGUCACGGAUUGGAAGACGGAGAUUGGGGGCCAGUUGAGCACGAGCAAUCAUAUUCGGGCAGAGAGGGUGGAGGUCGAGACGCGGAUGCCGCUUUUGUUGACGUUGGAGUUGGCGGAGCGGUUCAAGAAGAAAUGAUUUCCCCCUGAUUUGCGGAUGGAACAAGGGAUCGGGAAGUAUGGCUUUGUCUUCAUUGCAGUCCAUCGUAUAUCAGGUAUAGAUGACAUAGAUAGCUAAAUUUGUUAGUUACAUGGUAAUUCCGAG
This is a messenger RNA of Aspergillus saccharolyticus JOP 1030-1, 1464 nucleotides long. Its product is annotated as thiamine diphosphokinase. NCBI's taxonomy places the organism in Eukaryota, Fungi, Ascomycota, Eurotiomycetes, Eurotiales, Aspergillaceae. The record is from RefSeq and is a predicted model, not a curated record. Gene Ontology annotation, biological process: thiamine metabolic process; thiamine diphosphate biosynthetic process. Bases 202 to 1338 code for a protein of 378 amino acids. Gene Ontology annotation, molecular function: thiamine binding; ATP binding; thiamine diphosphokinase activity. The transcript is spliced from 3 exons.